Frankliniella occidentalis (western flower thrips) is the source of this 1711-nucleotide messenger RNA. It is a transcript of the gene Idh3b, whose product is annotated as isocitrate dehydrogenase [NAD] subunit beta, mitochondrial. NCBI's taxonomy places the organism in Eukaryota, Metazoa, Arthropoda, Insecta, Thysanoptera, Thripidae. Gene Ontology annotation, molecular function: NAD binding; oxidoreductase activity, acting on the CH-OH group of donors, NAD or NADP as acceptor; magnesium ion binding. The transcript is spliced from 9 exons. Gene Ontology annotation, biological process: isocitrate metabolic process; tricarboxylic acid cycle. Gene Ontology annotation, cellular component: mitochondrion. Bases 124 to 1272 code for a protein of 382 amino acids. The record is from RefSeq and is a predicted model, not a curated record.
UCAAUCGAGUGUAUCGUCUUUCUUAGACUUUCUGCGAAUAGUGACCCCCUUUUGUUCGUGUUCAUUCCACCAGAGUGCAGUAGUGUCUUUUCCUUGCAGACUUCGCUACGGGACCAAGGAAGAAUGGCGCUCUGGAAUAAAAAUUUGUGGUGUGUCUUGUCAAAGGUGGCACAAAACGUGCCAGCAACAUGUGUGGCCCCAUGCAACCGAUUGAUUCAUUCUUCACCUCCUGCUGCAAUUCAAGCAGAGGUAUCAAAACCUGAGGGCCGUACAACUUGCACUUUGAUUCCCGGUGAUGGUGUUGGCCCAGAACUUGUACACUCAGUACAAGAAGUGUUCAAGGCUGCUGGUGUCCCUGUUGAUUUUGAGCCAUUCUUCUUCUCCGAAGUGAAUCCCACUCUUAGUGCUACUUUAGAACAGGUUACGAACUCAAUAACCAAGAAUGGCAUCUGUCUGAAGGGUGUACUUGCCUCACCUGACUACUCCAAUGUUGGAGAAUUGCAAACUCUGAACAUGAAGCUCAGACGCUCACUUGAUCUGUAUGCUAAUGUGGUACAUGUUAAAUCUCUGCCUGGUGUCAAGUCUAGGCAUCAAAAUAUUGACACUAUCAUUAUCCGUGAGAUGACAGAGGGCGAGUAUUCAGCCUUGGAGCAUGAAAGUGUAAAGGGAGUUGUUGAGUGCCUGAAGGUUGUAACCAGGACCAAGUCUCAACGAAUCGCUAAGUUUGCAUUUGACUACGCAACUAAGACUGGUCGGAAGAAGGUGACUGCUGUUCAUAAGGCCAAUAUUAUGAAGCUUGGCGAUGGCCUGUUCUUGAAAAGUUGUCAAGAUAUUGCAAAGCUGUACCCAAAGAUUGAGUUUGAGGCCAUGAUUGUGGACAACUGUACUAUGCAGAUGGUUUCAAGCCCACAUCAAUUUGAUGUGAUGGUGCUACCUAAUUUGUAUGGUAACAUUCUGGAUAAUCUUGCUUGUGGCCUUGUUGGUGGAGCAGGUGUUGUCGGUGGUGCCAGCUACAGCCCUGAAUGUGUUGUGUUUGAGCCGGGUGCAAGACAUACUUUUGCCCAGGCUGUGGGUAAAAAUGUGGCAAAUCCUACUGCUAUGUUGCUGUGUGCUGCCAAAAUGCUUAACCAUGUAAAUCUUCGUUUCUAUGGAGAUAUGCUUCGUGGUGCUAUUGACAAGGUUCUGAAGGGUGGCAAGGUUCGCACCAAGGACUUGGGUGGUCAAUCCACCACUAAAGAAUUCACCUAUGCCGUUAUCAACAAUUUACGCUAGUCUUAGGUGGAAUUUCUUCUUAGGUUGAUUUGGUUUCUACUCAUGAAAAGCAUCUCUUUUCAUAACUCCUUUUUUUAAUAUUUGUCAACAGUAUUGGAAUUUUAUUUAUUCUAUUAUUUAUCUCAAUUGAACCCUCGCAUUUUUUUUAUGUGGAGUUAUGUUUUUUUUCCCCCUCAUGUAAUAAAUUAAUGGCUAUGAAAUUGAAAUUGUAUUUGCUGCGCCUAGUCAAUUUCAGGCUUGUGCCUGUCUGGUAUUGUGAUUUGUAUUAUACAGGUAUGGGAAACUGUAGCGCUGUGCGCUGUUUAAACUAGCCCUGUGUUCUUUUUUAUAGUGUUAUCUUGUUUGUAAAAUAGAAUGUUCCAUGUGUUCACUGAUAUUAUGAGGAGAAUUCUAGGAAUGAUUUUAAUCAAUAAAGGCCACAGUGCUAUUGUCUUGUUUA